Molecule: messenger RNA, 731 nt
Organism: Arachis ipaensis
Lineage: Eukaryota; Viridiplantae; Streptophyta; Magnoliopsida; Fabales; Fabaceae
Gene: TRX1
Product: thioredoxin H-type 1
Source: RefSeq, a predicted model, not a curated record
CGGUGGCAUGGUGACAAUCUUGCGUUGUGUGUUUGUUGUGGUUUGUUGGUGCAGUAUUUUGUUUGAGAAAGAGAAAAAAGAGAAAGGGAAAGGGCGAGUUAAGAGAGAAUGGCUGGUUCAUCAGAAGAGGGACAGGUUAUCGGUUGCCACUCCGUUGAUGCAUGGACCCAACAGCUUGAGAAGGGAAAUGAAUCUAAGAAGCUGAUUGUUGUGGAUUUCACUGCUUCAUGGUGCGGACCAUGCCGCUUCAUUGCACCUUUCCUGGCUGAGUUGGCUAAGAAGUUUACAAAUGUCAUAUUUUUGAAGGUGGAUGUGGAUGAACUACAGUCUGUUGCUCAAGACUGGGCUGUGGAGGCAAUGCCCACCUUUGUGUUUGUGAAAGAGGGAACUAUUAUUGACAAAGUGGUGGGAGCAAAGAAGGAAGAACUGCAGCAGAAGCUUGAUAAACAUGUGGCUACAGCCAGUGCUUAAACUUGCUGGUGUUACUUUCAUGUUCAAAAUGCCAUAGACGUAGUGUGUGAUGUUAUCUCUUUUAUACUCUAGUACCGGAUACAUAUUAGGUAUUUGUGUUAUUUCACCGUACAUCUUUGUAUAGGUGGCGACUCUUGUCAUCUAUAUUUAGUGAGUGAUUUCGUCGUUUAUUCUGUCUAAAAAUAAUGCUGAAUAGUCUUGUACUAUGACUUCGUGAUUGCACAUGAGAAAUGGAUUGAUCUAAUUUUACUUGUUAAUUG